Messenger RNA from Salvia splendens (bonfire salvia), 1032 nucleotides. RefSeq lists its product as uncharacterized. The coding region runs from base 1 to 1032 and encodes 343 amino acids. NCBI's taxonomy places the organism in Eukaryota, Viridiplantae, Streptophyta, Magnoliopsida, Lamiales, Lamiaceae. The transcript has 5 exons. Gene Ontology annotation, molecular function: zinc ion binding. The record is from RefSeq and is a predicted model, not a curated record.
AUGGGAAUUGAUCCCAACAAUGGCUGGUGGCCGAUUGCUUGGGCUGUGACUAAGGCCGAGAGUUAUGUCCAGUGGAAGUGGUUCGUGGAGUACCUAUCUGAUGACCUUAACUUGCAUGCAAAUGUCCCACGAUAUGUGUUUAUGUCUGACCAACAAAAGGGCCUUGCAAAGGUGGUUGUUGAGGAAUUUUCCACAGAGCGAGCAUCGCUUCUGUGUUUAGCACAUAUACAACAAUUUCAAGAAGAGAUUUGUCGGAGAAAAUUUCAAAGACCGGUUGUGGGAGAUUGCCGCGAGUACCACCCUCGAACAUUAUGUGGACAAGAUGGAUAUGCAGACCGAGUAACCCCAACCACAUCAGUGCCUUCUGGAGUUGCUCCCAAAGAAAAAUUGCAUUGGCUCGAGAGAAAGCAAGUAUCAGCAUGUUGGAGGACAUUAGAACAAGUCAAAUGGAAAGGAUUCAGAUUAGAGGCCAGUGGAUCAAAAGCUACGAUCACGCAGUCUCCUGUUAUCAAGGAGCUUGUGGAUAAGUGGUACGCGCGGGCUGCAUCGUGGAGGGCUACAUGGAACGGACAGUCUUCGUACCAAGUAAUUGGGCCGUCUGGCCAAUAUGUUGUCAACAUGCGCGAUUUUACAUGCUCCUAUAGAUUGUGGCAGCUAACCGGAAUCCCGUGCACUCAUGCUAUCGCAACAAUCAACAAGAAUGGCGACGACGUGACACGAUACGUCUCCCGCUAUUAUUUGAAGUCAACAAUGAUCAUGUUGUACGAGAAUGUCAUUUAUCUAAUCAAUGGGGUGGACAAUUGGCCCAAGACUACUUCUGAUGGUGUGUUGGAACUGGCGCCCCGAGGUCAAAGCGACAGCGUGGUUGGGGAGACUUCACAGCACAACGAGUCGCGUGAGCGUGGUGAGAGUACUUUGCCUGAAUCGUCAAACAAUCGCCGACGCCAAGAGCCUAAUGUUUCAGAUCCGGGACCAAGCACUUGGACCAAGACUCAGCCUCAGAGAUGUGGCCGCCGCGGUGAUCAAGAUUGA